Saccostrea echinata is the source of this 639-nucleotide messenger RNA. Its product is annotated as perlucin-like protein. Gene Ontology annotation, molecular function: signaling receptor activity. Bases 1 to 639 code for a protein of 212 amino acids. The record is from RefSeq and is a predicted model, not a curated record. The transcript has 4 exons. NCBI's taxonomy places the organism in Eukaryota, Metazoa, Mollusca, Bivalvia, Ostreida, Ostreidae.
AUGAAACGAGAUCAUUCUUUUGACAAUUAUCUUCAAAGCAGUGCAAAUAAUGUCAUUUUAACCAAUGUAGCUGUUGGCGGUAGAAUUGCCUGUGUUCUGGAAUGCCAAAUGCGAUUGCCUGAUUGUGUUGCAGUUCUUCAUCAGGACCAAGAAUUACGUUGCAUACUACUUAGAAGGUUUUUUAAUGACUGGAAUAGUUAUCUUUCAAAUAAAAGUGUAGCUUAUUUUCUCCGGAAGUAUGAAUGUAGUCCUGGUUGGAGAGAAUUCAACAACCAUUGCUACUUUUUAAAUCAGACCAUGAGGACCUGGAACGAAGCAAAGGUGGAAUGUCAAAGACACAAUGCUUACCUUGUGGAGGUCGAGUCUUCUGACGAGAAUACCUGGGUGACCUCAACUUACAUCAAACCACCUGACCAAUGUCCUGUUAGUUGGUAUUGCUCAGUUUGGUCUGGAGGGAUGUACAGCACAACAAAACAGAACCAUGUUUGGCAAAAUUCAGAAGCCAUUGCAAGUUAUACAAAUUGGGAUUCAGAUCAACCGUCAGGUGGAGGCCAAAACUGCAUCAAUAUAUGGAAAGGUGGAAAGUGGGACGAUGCAUUUUGUGGAGCGCAGUUUGAGUUUGUGUGUGAGAAACCCUAA